GUUAGCUGGCAGAUGCUCUCCAGGAUGCCAACCAGGCUCGCUCCGAGCUCAACCUGCAGCAGAAAUUGCGUGCAGAUGCUCAGCUGAGGGUGGAGGAGCUGGAGGAGAGUGUGUUAGAGAAAGACCAGGAGCUGCUGCGCCUCACACAGAUCACCAGCAGACUGCAGGGAGAGGUGUCUGAUAAGCUCAGUGAUAGAGAGCAGACUCUAGAGGAGGAGAUCCAGCUGCGGGAGCGAGUGCAGCUUCAGUGUAAGCAGGCGGAGAGAACCGUGGAGGAUCUGCGCAUGGAGCUGCAGACGCUCAGCCAGAGCAGAGACGAGCUCGCCAAACAGCUCAAACUCGCACAGGAGAACAUCAUCGAUCUGGAGGGAGAUCUGGAGGAGCUGCAUGAGAACGAGCAGAGAUGGGCUGCCAAACACAAGAGAGCCCUCGAUCAGUCUGAGCAGCUGCAGAUGAAACUCAUCCAGGAGAAAGAUCUGAAUGACCAGCUGGAGUGUGACAAGGCCAUCCUGGAGAGACAGCUGAGAGAUCUGCGCAGUGAGGUGGAGGAACUGCAGAACAACAGAGUCGAGGUCGAUUCCAUCACUAGAGCUGAAAUCAAAGCUAAAGAACUGGAGAACACACUGCGGGCAGAGGAGAGGAAUAAAGUGGCUCUGACAAACACCAUCAGUAAACUGGAGAGGAAGAUUCACGAGCUGACGGAGCAGAUGGAGGAGGAGCACAAGAUCUCCACUGAACAGAGGGAGCUGAUGACUCAGCGCAUCCGCUCACUGAAGCGUCAGCUGAACGAGGCUGAAGAAGAGGCGAGUCGGCGAGACGUUCAGCAUCGACACACACAGAGAGAACUGAUGGAGGAGAGAGAAGCAAACGGCCGCUUACAGAGACAACUACUGGACCAGCAGCUCAGCAACAAGAGGAAAGAAUCGCGGCAGACUCUGGAAAGCCUGAAACUGGUGGAGAGUGAAGAUAUUGAAGAAGAACAGAGCGAACCCAAACCCACAGAGAAGCAGAUCACACAGGUCUGACCAAAAACAACCAAAAACACUGACAAUCCUGCAGGUCUGACCAAAAACAACC
This is a messenger RNA of Danio rerio (zebrafish), 1077 nucleotides long. The record is from RefSeq and is a predicted model, not a curated record. Lineage: Eukaryota; Metazoa; Chordata; Actinopteri; Cypriniformes; Danionidae.